GUAAUGAAGGCCCCCAUGUCCCAACUGGUGCCACUGGUCACCACGGGGUCCCACCCCACCCUCCCUCCCCCCACAGUCGGCCCUCUGACGGUGACCUUCAGCCGUGUGCCCACCCUGGAGCAGAUCCAGGCCAAGAACCCAGCGGUGCAGCCAGGCGGUCGCUACCAACCCCAAAGCUGUGAGCCCCGUUCCCGCACCGCCGUCAUCGUCCCGCACCGCAACCGCGAGACUCACCUGGGCCACCUCCUCUACUACCUGCACCCCUUCCUGCAGCGCCAGCAGCUGCACUACGGCAUCUACGUGGUGCACCAGGCGGGGAACAGCACCUUCAACCGCGCCAAGCUGCUGAACGUGGGGGUGAAGGAGGCCCUGAAGGACGAGGAGUGGGAUUGCCUCUUCCUGCACGACGUCGACCUCAUCCCCGAGAACGACCACAACCUCUACACCUGCGACCCCUGGAACCCCAAACACGUCUCCAUUGCCAUGAAUAAAUUUGGGUACAGGUGAGCCCUUCUGCGACCUUCCAGGACCCUUCCAACCCAACCGUGCUGCGAUCCCGUGGUUCUUUGAUCUGUAGGGUCGCUCUCAACCCAACCAUUCCACGAUUCAAUGCUUCUGUGAUCUUUAAGAUCCCUUCCAACCCACCUAUGCUGUGAUCCCAUUGUUCUGUGAUCUUUUAGGACCCUUCCAAUCCGACCGUGCUUUGAUCCCAUUGUUUUAUGACCUUUAAGGACCCUUCCAGCCUAAUUAUGCCAUCAUUCCAUGCUUCUUUGAUCUGUAGGGUCGCUCUCAACCCAAUCAUUCCAUGAUUCAAUGGUUCUGUGAUCUUUAAGGACCCUCCCAACCCAACCACACUGUGAUCCCA
Meleagris gallopavo (turkey) is the source of this 865-nucleotide messenger RNA. Lineage: Eukaryota; Metazoa; Chordata; Aves; Galliformes; Phasianidae. The record is from RefSeq and is a predicted model, not a curated record.